AUGCCCCUGGUCGGCUUUGGACUGUGGAAAGUCCCAGCCGACAAGGCCGCUGACACCGUCUAUCACGCCAUCAAAGCUGGCUACCGGCUUUUUGACGGCGCGUAUGACUAUCAAAAUGAAAAACAGGCUGGCGAGGGUAUUCGCCGUGCCAUCAACGAGGGACUGGUCCGGCGCGAGGACAUUUUUGUCACGACGAAGCUCUGGAACAACUACCACCAACGUGAUCAUGCAUUGGCGAUGGCCAAGGCCCAGAAUGAAGCUUGGGGUCUGGGAUAUAUCGACUUGUACUUGAUUCACUUCCCCAUCGCACUCAAGUACAUUGAGCCAGAGAAAUUGCGAUAUCCAGGUUGGUGGAUGGAUGCAGAGCAGAAGGUGAUUGAGAGAGCCAACGUGCCCAUCCAAGAAACGUGGCAGGUGUUGGAGGAGGUCGUGGACCAAGGAAUCGUCAAAUCGAUUGGUAUCUCCAACGCCCAGGCACAGACACUGUACGACAUCCAGACAUACUGCCGACACCCGAUCUCUUCUCUCCAGAUCGAGCAUCACCCGUAUCUCGUGCAGCCCGAUCUCAUCGAGCUGGCGCAGGAAGAGAAGAUCGUCAUCACUGCCUACUCUUCGUUCGGCCCGCAGAGUUUCUUGGAGUUGCCGGCCGCGUUUCGAGAGAGGGCGAAAGACAUCCCUCUUUUGUUCGACGUCGAGCCCGUCAAGAAAGCAGCGGCCAGAACGAACAAGACCCCGGCUCAGGUGCUGCUGCGGUGGGCCACGCAGCGAAACAUUGCCGUCAUCCCCAAGUCCAACAACAUCGAUCGCCUCGCACAGAACCUGGAAGUGGGAGGUGGCAGCUUCGAGCUGACGCAGGAGGAGAUCAAAGCGAUUAGCGCUCUCGAUAAGGGGCUUAGGUUCAACGAUCCUGGCUUUUAUCUCCACAAACCAUUGCGGAUUUUCGCAUGA
Fonsecaea erecta is the source of this 948-nucleotide messenger RNA. RefSeq names its product D-xylose reductase xyrA. Bases 1 to 948 code for a protein of 315 amino acids. The record is from RefSeq and is a predicted model, not a curated record. NCBI's taxonomy places the organism in Eukaryota, Fungi, Ascomycota, Eurotiomycetes, Chaetothyriales, Herpotrichiellaceae. Gene Ontology annotation, molecular function: aldose reductase (NADPH) activity. Gene Ontology annotation, cellular component: cytosol. The transcript has 3 exons.